AUGGCACCAAGGAAGAACAAGGAGCCAGCCUCUUGGGAGGUAGAUGCUGACAAACCCAAGCCUGAAGGAGAGACAAGAGUCAGACGUUCAUACUGCAUCAAAGACUUGGUCACCCAGCCCGCUCCAGGAAUAGAUACAGUCCACGAUGUGAUGCUGUACGCAGCUAAGACACACGGGUCCAAGAAAGGCUUCGCAUCUCGUAAUAUCGAGAAGAUCAUCUCAGAGGAGAAGGAAGUCACCAAGAUGGUCGGUGGAAAAGAGACCAAACAAAAGAAGACGUGGAACUACUUCAAGCUGACACCAUAUGAGUGGAUGACCUACGAAGAGGCUUUACAAAGAGUCAAGGAGAUUGGUGCGGGUUUGAGGGAAUUGGGAGUAGAGGAUAAGAGAGAGAACAAGUUUUUCAAUAUCUAUGCUCAAACUUCUCGAAAUUGGAUGUUGGUCGCUCAGUCAUGCGCUUUCAACGCCGUACCUAUCUCGACCGCGUACGACUCCUUAGGUCCAGAAGGAUUAAAACACGCAUUGAACGAGACCGAAGUCAAUGGAAUGUUCACCAAUGCCGAUUUGCUCGGUACACUGGUCAAGAUCAUCGAACAUUGCUCGACAGUCAAGCUGAUCGUAUAUGAUGGGAAAUCAGAAGAUGGGGCUAUCGAUAAACUCAAAGCUAUCAGAGAUGACAUCAAGGUCAUUCACUUGGAUGAAGUGAUUGAACUGGGUAAAAGCAAACCUGUAGAGGCUUUACCUGCCAAAGCCGAAGAUGUGUACUGUUGUAUGUACACCUCUGGAUCAACUGGAACUCCAAAGGGUGUACUUCUUACCCACCGAAAUGUCGUUGCUGCUAUCGGUUCCGUGUGGACCUUGCUCUACGAGUACCUCACUACCAAAGAUUCAUAUCUCGCAUUCCUUCCCCUCGCCCAUAUUCUUGAGUUCGUCGUGGAGAACUCGUUCAUCUUUGCUGGUUUACCUAUCGGUUACGGUAGAGUCAAGACUUUGACUGAUGCAAGUGUAAGGGAAUGUAAAGGUGAUAUCGCGGAGUUCAGACCAUCCAUCUUGGUCGGUGUCCCCGCCGUUUGGGAAUUGAUCAGAAAAGGUAUAUUAUCGAAAGUAGACACUGCUGGUGCCCUGAAGAAAUCUAUUUUCAACUUCGCUGUCAAAGCUAAGCAGACUGCGAACCAAUAUUCCUUACCUCUUGUGGGCGGUCUGACCGACAAAGUCGUCUUUGACGCCGUGAGAGCUCAAACUGGUGGCAAACUGAAGAUCAUGUUCAAUGGUGGUGGUGCCGUUUCCAAGAGCACACAAGCUUUCUUAUGUACCGCUUUGGUGACGAUGAUUCAAGGUUAUGGUCUUACCGAAUCUACUGCUAUGGCCUGCAUCCUCAACCCCAGCUUUAUGCAAUACGGAGCGGUUGGAGGACCUGUCCCCGCGGCGGAGAUCAAGCUUGUCGAUGCUCCCGAAGCUGGCUACUUCUCUACUAACACUCUGCCUCAAGGUGAAAUCUUACUUCGUGGUCCGGCGAUCUUCAAGGGGUAUUACAAACGCCCUGAUCUCGAUAAAGAAGCGUUCACGGAGGAUGGAUGGUUCAGAACAGGAGAUGUUGGUCAAUGGAACAAAGAUGGUACUCUGGCAAUUAUCGAUCGACUGAAGAAUUUGGUAAAAUUAUCAGGUGGUGAAUACAUUGCGAUCGAAUACCUCGAAUCAAUUUACAAGUCUUGUCCCCUCGUCGCGAACGGAGCGAUCAUCGCUAACGGCGAACAUAAUAACCCUGCUAUGGUUGUCGUUGGACAUCCAACGAACUUGCCUGCCUUUGCGAAGAAGAACGGUCUGGGAGAUGGAGAAGAUUUGGAACAUCUAUGUAAAGAUGAGAGAGUUGUCGAAGCCGCUUUGAAAGAAUUGAAUAACGUUGGUAAGAAAGCUGGUUUGAAAGGUAUGGAGUUGUUGGAAGCUAUAGUGUUAGUUGCGGAUGAGUGGACACCAGAAUCCGGUUUCUUGACUGCUGCUCAGAAACUCCAACGUAAGGUCAUCUCCGACCAAUACGCCGACAGGAUCAAGGCUGUCUACCCAUAA
Messenger RNA from Kwoniella botswanensis, 2064 nucleotides. RefSeq lists its product as uncharacterized. Gene Ontology annotation, molecular function: long-chain fatty acid-CoA ligase activity. The record is from RefSeq and is a predicted model, not a curated record. Gene Ontology annotation, biological process: long-chain fatty-acyl-CoA metabolic process; long-chain fatty acid metabolic process. Gene Ontology annotation, cellular component: plasma membrane; lipid droplet; endoplasmic reticulum. The transcript has 9 exons. Bases 1 to 2064 code for a protein of 687 amino acids. Lineage: Eukaryota; Fungi; Basidiomycota; Tremellomycetes; Tremellales; Cryptococcaceae.